UGCCAAGAGCGCCCGUACGUCACUGCUCUGCGCCGGAAGACUCUUUUCGUGUUCUCUUCCCUCAACACUCUUCCCUGGCAUCAUAGAUCCCGGGAUGAGCCGGAAGAGGCAUCGGCUGGUCCCGGAGACCUUUGGGUUGAAGAGGCGGCGGGAACGAGGGCCUGUGGAGGAGCAUCCUUUGAGGGGCGAGUCAGGGUCGGCGCGCGCGGCCGUCGCGGAGCUAGUGCAGCUGUUCCCGCGAGGCCUGUUCGAGGAUGCGCUGCCGCCCAUCGCGCUGAGGAGCCAGGUGUACAGCCUCGUGCCAGACCGGACGGUGGCUGACCGGCAGCUGUUUUUCCUUUACUUAGAGAAAAACUCCCCAAUACUAGCAAACAAAAUCUCCCUGCUCAAAAGUGUCCAGAGUGUAGCAGAACAUCUUAUGCUGACACCUUUCUUUUCACUCCCAUCUCUCUGGAGACAGAAGGAGCUUCAAGAGCAGGGGGAGAUCAAAAUCAUCCAGCUAGGCUUUGACUUGGACGCCCAUGGAAUUAUCUUCACUGAGGACUAUAGGACCAGAGUCCUCAAGGCCUGCGAUGGCCGAUCGUAUGCUGCGGCAGUGCAGAAGUUUCUAGCUUCAGUGCUUCCAGCCUGUGGGGACCUUAGCUUCCAGCAAGACCAAAUGACACAGACCUUUGGCUUCAGGGACCCAGAGAUCACGCAGCUGGUGAACGCCGGGGUCCUCACCGUCCGAGAUGCUGGGAGUUGGUGGCUAGCUGUGCCCGGAGCUGGGAGAUUCAUCAAGUAUUUUGUUAAAGGGCGCCAGGCUGUCCUUGGCAUGGUCCGGAAGGCCAAGUACCGGGAACUACUCCUUUCGGAGCUCUUGGGCCGGCGGGCACCUGCCGCGGUGCGACUUGGCCUCGCCUAUCAUGUGCAUGACCUCAUUGGGGCCCAGCUGGUGGACUGUGUCUCCACCACUUCUGGAACCCUUCUCCGCCUGCCGGAGACGUGAGGAUUCUGCUCGUGCUUGCACAUCUUCCCAGAGUGGAGCAAGGGGGGCCCAGGAGUGCUGCCCAGCAGUGGCUGAGACAGGGUCACCUUGGGAAGACUUGGAAUCCAGGAUGAGUGUUGGGCUUGCAUCCACGCAAAGGGUCGGAAAUGACUGCUGCUGUUUACCUGGGCUCCGACCCAGUGGUGGGGUUUGGGCAAUGCUUCUCUGCCCUUCCAUGGAGGUGGAGCCAGAAUCUGUGCCAAGGCCAUGGCUGCUGCCUUUCAUGUAAACGGGUGCUGCUGUUACUUUGUCUGGAGAUACAAAGGUGGGGUUUCUGGGGAGGCUGGUGAAGGAGGGCAGGGUUCUCUUCCCUACAUGUUGGGUUGAAACUGCCAAAUAAAGUACUUCUGCCACUGAUA
Messenger RNA from Ceratotherium simum simum (southern white rhinoceros), 1386 nucleotides. The record is from RefSeq and is a predicted model, not a curated record. Lineage: Eukaryota; Metazoa; Chordata; Mammalia; Perissodactyla; Rhinocerotidae.